AGCAAUUUUCCAUUGAAGAGUGUAGAGUGUAUUUUGCAAUAGAAAAUACUUUUGACACCGAAUAAUACUCCGACUCUAAGAAUUGGAAAAUGGGUUUCUAACGUCUCUGGGAGAGUCUGCACCACACCACCAUUACCCUGUUUCUCUCUUCUCCUUCACGUCUUACCCAUCCUCUCAUUACUUCCCCAAACAUUUGAAUCAGCAGAAAUUUUCUCACAGAAAACAUUAAAUCGAGGUGGAAAACCCUAAAUCGUUUCAAACCCCAAAUCGUAUCAUUUAGAUCUAAUUUGGAUAAAUCAUCAGUAUCAUUUUAGAGUAUAAUUGUGUUGAUCUCUACAUUAUUAUAUAUUUUUGGAGGUGGGUUUUGGUUUCUGAUCCAAAUUAUACAAGAUGAAUAUAUUCAGAUUAGCUGGUGAUAUGACCCAUUUGGCUAGUGUUCUUGUCUUGCUUCUCAAGAUCCAUACAAUCAAAUCUUGUGCUGGUGUUUCUUUGAAGACACAAGAACUCUAUGCAAUUGUUUUUGCAACUCGCUAUUUGGAUAUCUUUACGGACUUCAUCUCGCUGUAUAACACUGUCAUGAAACUAAUAUUUCUCAGCAGCUCCUUUUCUAUCGUCUGGUACAUGAGAAGUCACAAGAUUGUCAGAAGGUCGUAUGACAAGGACCAAGAUACCUUCCGACACUGGUUAUUGGUAGUACCUUGCUUAGUCUUGGCUUGUCUUAUCAACGAGAAAUUCACUUUUAAAGAGGUAAUGUGGACAUUUUCCUUGUACCUGGAAGCAGUUGCCAUACUUCCACAGCUUGUAUUGUUGCAGAGAACGAGAAACAUUGACAACCUCACUGGACAAUAUGUAUUUCUUCUUGGGGCAUACCGUGCAUUGUACAUCUUUAACUGGAUUUAUCGCUACUUCACUGAGCCUCACUAUGUCCACUGGAUACCAUGGUUAGCUGGGAUUGUUCAGACAUUGCUGUACGCUGACUUCUUUUACUAUUAUUUCGAGAGCUGGAAAAACAACAAAAAGCUCCAGUUACCAGCUUAAGCAUUUCAAAUAUUUCGCCUAAUGUGCCGUGUCUUGAACAUUGUAUACACUCAAGGGUCUUAGAUUUAUUUCUUAUGGAGUAAAGGCGUUCGUUUUUAUUUCCUUUUCCGCUAGUGACAUUGAACCUUAUAGAAUACAUGAUAUGUUAUCUGGAGAUUUCGUGUAAAUACUGGAAGUUUAUCGUCUGCUUUUUGAAAAGAA
Molecule: messenger RNA, 1239 nt
Organism: Amaranthus tricolor (Joseph's coat)
Lineage: Eukaryota; Viridiplantae; Streptophyta; Magnoliopsida; Caryophyllales; Amaranthaceae
Product: ER lumen protein-retaining receptor
Exons: 7
Coding region: 391-1038 (215 amino acids)
Biological process (GO): endoplasmic reticulum to Golgi vesicle-mediated transport; protein retention in ER lumen
Cellular component (GO): membrane; endoplasmic reticulum; cis-Golgi network
Molecular function (GO): ER lumen protein retrieval receptor activity
Source: RefSeq, a predicted model, not a curated record